Messenger RNA from Passer domesticus (house sparrow), 4077 nucleotides. RefSeq names its product centrosome-associated protein CEP250-like. The record is from RefSeq and is a predicted model, not a curated record. Bases 1 to 3447 code for a protein of 1148 amino acids. The transcript is spliced from 18 exons. NCBI's taxonomy places the organism in Eukaryota, Metazoa, Chordata, Aves, Passeriformes, Passeridae.
AUGGCCUCAGGCGCAGCCCUGUCCCUGAGGCUCUGUGCAUCCAUCUUCCAGGCCUGGGCCCUGCUGGAGGCAGUGAGGGAGAAGGCAGCUUGCCAGGAAACUCGAGAGAAGCAGCUGGCAACUGAGGAGUCUGAGCUGUGUGUGAGGCUCCAGAGCUCUGAGGAAAGAGCAGAGGCCAUGGCAACACAGUGUAAGGCCAUGGAGCUGGAGCUGAGGAAGACACAGGCUGAGAGAGACAAUCUCAGGGCUCGCAAUCAGGAGCUGCUGAAACAGCUGGAGCAAUGUGAGCAAGAGUGGGUGCAGGCAGAAGCCAUGCACAUCUCUCGCCAAAUUCUCCUGGACAAAGAGGCCAUGGAAAGGCAGGAAGAGGCUGUGACUCUUCGUCAGGAGGUGGCAUCUCUGAAGAGGAAAUUGGAAAACCUGGAGAAGGAAAGGAAGGAUGUGCUGCAUGAACAGGAAUUGUACCAGCAGCACAUGAGAUACCUGGAAAAGAAGAAUGAAAUGCCUGCACCUGAGAUGCCAAAUGAUGAGGAAAAUACUCAAGACUUGGCAGCGGAGAGGGAAGACCUGCAAGAGGAGUCGGAGCAUGGGGCUGCUGCUUUGAAGAAAUUAAGGGACAACACUCAAGUACUGAGUGCUGCACUGAACAAGAGUGAAAUUGCCAAAGGGGCUCUGAAGAAGCGCUUGGACAUCCUGAAAGGAAAGAUCCAGGCAGACAAUGGCAUUGACUUUCAUUCUACUCCAGUGUCCCUGAAUUAUUCCAGUGGUGUUUCCCAUGAAGAGGUUUCCCAGGAGGAAGAGCCAUCGAGCUGGUCUCUGGAGCAGCUGAGCUGGGAAUCCUCUGACCAAGGGCACGCAGCAGCCCAGGCAUGCAGAGAGGAGGAGCUGCUGGGCCAGAAGGCUGAGCUUGAGGGCCGACUGGCAGCCACAGAGUGGCUCCAACAAGACCUUUCCAGGCAGCUGGCAGAGACCAGCGCACUCUUGAGAAGCGUGGGACAGGACCUGGAGCUGGUUAGAGAACAGCAGGGAAAGCUCUUUGGAAUUCUCAACAGCCUCUGGGGAUUCUUGCUGAUUGUUGAUGGGCAGCCAGCUGCCAAACCGGCCAAGCUGUGGGUGUCUGGAGCAAGCAACUCAUGUCUCUCCGUAUUUGCAACUUGCAGAUCAGCAAAGGAGAGCCUGGAAUCCAGGCUGCUUGCUGCUCAGCAGCAGAUAGCUCAGCUGGAGAUCUCCAGGAACCAUCUGGAGGCUCAGGUGCUCACAGUCACACAGGACAAAGAGGUGAUAGAAGGACAAGUGAAAUGCCUGCAAGGUGAGCUGGAAGCAGAGAGAGCUCUCAGGAAGCAGGAACAGGAAGACACAGCUCAAGAACUCCUGCAGGCACAGCAGCAGCAUCACGAAAGCCUCAGGCCUCAGGGAACAGCUCAGCAAGUGGAAAUAAAGAAGCUCCUGGAAGACCUGGCAAGUGAACGUGAAAGGCAUCGUGCAGAGAUGCAGGAGAUGCUGGAGCAAUGGGAAAAAGAGAAGGCAGAGAGAAAGAGGGAGCACAAGGAGGUGCUGUUGGAGAUGAGACAGAAAGUAGCUACCUUGCUGGCUCAACAAGAAGAAUUAAUGAGAUUUGAAAAUGCCAAGCGAGAGGUCCUGCUGGAAGAGCAGAAGGAGAAGAGUGCUUUAUCAGAGGCACUGCUCCAAACUCAGGGAGAGCUCAGCCGAGCCCGCCAGCAGGUCCAGCAGCUCAGGCAGGAGGUGCAAGAGCAGCAAGAGAAGGGGCAGCUAAGUACCAUCAAGGAAAAUCUGCAAGCUGAGCUGCAGGAAGCUCACAGUGAAGUCCAGGCAGCAGAGAGGAGGCACAAGCAAGAGCUGCAAGGCCUCAAAGAGGAAAUGAAUCUCCUCCUUGAGCAGAGGGAGGCUCUACAAAAGCAGGUGGCAGAGUUGACAUCUCAGCUGGUAGCCUCCCGAGAGUGCCAAGAAAAGACUGUGCAGAGAGCCCAGCAAGAUGUGAGGGAGGCCCAGGAAGAGUCCAGGCAGAAGCUCUCGGAGGUUGAGCAUGUCCAGAAGCUGCUGGAGAAGGCAGAAAAUCAGAAGAAGCAGCUGCAAGCACAUCUGGACUACUUGGAGAGCAAAUGGAUCCAGUGGGAAGAAGUGGCACGGCAGAAUUCAGAAUUGCAGGCUUCCAUCAAUGCCCUAGGGAGGGAAAAAGCCAGGCUGAUUCUGACUGUGGAGGAAAAGAACCUGUGCCUCAGAAGACUGGAAGAACAGAACAUGGCACUGAACAAUCAUGUGUCUCAGUGUCAUUCUGCUCUUCAGCAGGCCAACCAGCUCUCUUCAAACCGCGCUGGACAACUGCAGGUGCUCAACACCCAGAUCCGGGCCCUGCAGGACGCAGUGCUGCAGAUGGAGGCUUCCCAGGCAACUCGAGAGAAGCAGCUGCUGAAGGAGCUGGAGGAGUCUCGAGCAGGAGAACGCUGCUUGAGGGACUCUGUGCAUGUGCUGGAGGCUGAGGUGUCUGAGCUGCGUGUGAAGCUCCAGAGCUCUGAUGACAAAGCUCUUGCCUUGGCCAUACAGUGUAAGGCUCUGGAGCUGAAGCUGAGGAAGACACAGACUGAGAGAGACAACCUCAGAGCCUGCAACAUGGAGCUGCAGAAGGAGUUGGAGAAAACUGAGCAAGAUUUCUGGAAGGCAGAAGUCAAGCACAUUUCUCGAGAAACUGCCCUGCAGAAAGAGGCCACGGAAAGGCAGGAAGAGGCUGUGACUCUUCUUCAGGAGGUGGCAUUUCUGAAGAGGAAAUUGGAAAACCUGGAGAAGGAAAGGAAGGAUGUGCUGCAUGAACAGGAAUUGUACCAGCAGCACAUGAGAUAUCUGGGAAAGAAGAAUGAAAUACAUGCACUUGACAUGCCAAAUCAACAGAAAAUAAUGCAACAAUUGAACACUGAAAAGGAAACCAAGCAAGAAGAUUUGGAGCAUGGGUCCGCUGCUUUGAAGGAAGGAAGAGGGGGAACACUGAGUGCUGCACUGACCAAGUGUAAAAUUGCCAAAGGGGCUCUGAAGAAUCGCUUGGCAUUCCUGAAGGGAAAGUCUUGUAUCCAGGCAGGCACUGGCAUUGAUCUUCAGUCCACUGCAACAUGCCUGAAUUAUUCCAGAGAUGUUUCCCAUCAAGAGCAGGCUUUUGGAGCACAAGAGGAGCAGCUGUUUUGUGGCUCAGGGACCAGCCUGGAAUCAAACAAAGCGGUUGCAUCAGCAGAGGAGAAGAGAGAGAGACCUGAAUUAUCCACUGUGCCCUGGAGAAGUGGCGAGCAGGUGGAACCUGACAGGAGAAUCAGAGCUUUUAGGAGAAUGUUCCUCCCAGACUACUUCAUAUUCCCUGUCCACGAGUCUGCCCAUCGAAAUUGGUCAACUUUUGAAAUAGAAGACUCCUCCAGUAGCUCAGGGGAGCAGCAGCCCUCGUGCUGAUGCACAGCCUGUGGAGAAGAGGGUGUCCCUGCUGCAGUCACAGCUGGCCCAAGACCGACAGCACCACCUGGAGAGCUGUGCAGGGAGCAGGCAGGAGACACAAGGUGCAGAAGGGACCUCCUUGCUUCCUGAACAUCUCAGAGAGGAGCCAGCUGGAUGCAGUUUUAGACGUAGUCAGUAGUUUAUGUUUAAAGGUGGUAUAGUAUAGGAUAGUAUAGGUAAUAGUAAUUGAACCUUUAUACAACUGUGUUCCAUAGGAUGAAGGAUAUAUUGAUAGAGAAAUAAAGAGUUUAUUCUGAUCACAAUUAAACUAAAAGAUCUUUAUCAGGCUUAUUUACUGCUCAGUACAGAGACCUGUAACUUCCAGUAUAGUGCACUAUAUCUGAAGCAACAUUGAAGCAAUUCCAGUCAAGUCAGCAAAAACCAAUUCUUAAAGAUUGAUGCUACUCACCCAAACCCAUGACCAUGGGCAAACCUUUCUCUCAGUCUCAAGGCGUGACCUUGAGGAGCAUCCUCACUCCAGGAAGGAAUCUGCAGAAGGGACACAUGUGCCAUGCACCACUUUGGUGAGGGCAGGAGAAUCCUGCCAUGUGAGGAGCUUGUUCAUUUGCCCUUAGGAAACUGCAGCCU